CUCGGCCAACCGCAUCUUCGAGACGGCGGUCAUGGAAUCGCCGCGGAAACAAAAACAAGCUGACCCUGACGCCAACCACGGGCUAGUGUGCCCUGAAACACCCUUGAAUCUAUUCCCAAUCCCUCCUAGAGUAUUCCAACCUUUAAACUAGACCCAAACCAGUCGGCGUCAUGAGCAACCACCGCUUCCUCACGUGGGGCUCCCCGCAGCGCAGAUUGGACUCAAGAAUGUAACCCCUAGUAUCUCAACUCUCUCCAACCUCACCGCGGGUUCUGAAGAGUCAAGUCAUAUUAGCCUGCGGUGCGAAGUGCGAAGAUCCUUCUUCUGUAACCUUGCCUAUCGGUUACGUUGGUGCAACCCGAUGUGCCCCGAACGACGGGUGAGCUCUUAAAAGAAGGAGCUUGAUUUUCCCUGCUUCUCCGAUUUCUUCACAUCUUCUCUCUUCGUCUCACUUUUCUUCCUCUCUCCGCACGGUAACUUCACCAUCCAUCACCAUGGUGUUGCUCCUCGGAACUGUCCUUGCCGUGCUAUUGGGGAGCUCCCCCGUCACCGCGGGCUCCCUGCGCGAUAUUGAGCAUGUCGUCAUUUUCAUGCAGGAGAAUCGCGCGUGGGAUACCUACUUUGGUACCAUGGCCGGUGUCCGUGGCUUCAACGACCCCAAUGUCCAGGUCAACUCCGAUGGCCAGUCGGUCUGGAACCAAGUCGUUGACCCGAGCAUGUCUACCGCUACCAACACUCUUCUGCCCUGGUACCUAGGCUAUAAGGGAGGGGACUCGAAUGAGGCCAUUCAGUGCAUGGCUGCCGGUGAUAACGGCUACCAUGAUAACCAGGCCGCCCUCAACCAUGGCCUGAACAACCACUGGGCCCGUAACAACACUCCCUGGAGCUGGGGGUACUUCAAGCGCCAGGAUAUUCCCGUUCAGUUCGCCAUUGCCGAGGGAUGGACCUCCGGUGACAUGUACCAGGAAUCACAAAUCACUUCCACCAACCCUAACCGUGUCACUCUGGUCAGUGGCUCCGUCAAUGUGCCCGGCAGCCCGCAAAACUCCUCCGAGGGUGGUGUGUACAUUGACAACAACGAAGUGCCCGGCUGCGAUGGCAACGGUAUUAACUGCUACCCUCUGAAGUGGAAGACCGUUUACGAGUUCUACGAGGAGGCCGGUGUCUCGUGGCAGCUGUACCAGGAUACCAACAACUUCGACGAUAAUCCAUUGGCCUGGUUCCAACAGUACCAGAAGGCGAGCAAGAAUUCUCCUCUUGCUCAGAAAGGCAUGUCCUUCGUGGGCCUGGACGCCUUCUACGCCGCCGCCGCCAAUGGUACCCUACCCGAGGUCAGCUUCAUUGUUGGACCGACCGAGCUAUCCGAGCACCCGCCUUACCAGCCCAAGGAUGGUGGCUGGCUGCAGAAGCAGGUUGUUGAUGCGGUCAUCAACAGCCCCAAGUACUCGUCGACCCUCCUCAUGAUCAGCUUCGAUGAGACCGGUGGUUUUGGCGACCACGUCGCUCCUUUCCACUCGCCCCAGGGUACCCCCGGAGAAUGGAUGAAGGAUCCAUUGGGCGUGUUCGGUGAUGUCUUUGUGGGACCUGGUUUCCGCGUUCCUUUCUACAUGAUCUCUCCCUGGACUCGCGGCAAUCGCGUCUUUACAGAGCGGGCCGAUCACAACUCCCAGAUCCUUUUCGUGGAGCAGUGGCUCACGGCUCGUGGGUACAAGGGCAUCCAGACCGACCAGAUGGUUCCGUGGCGACGUGCCCACAUGUCCAACCUGGUCAAUGCCCUGGACCUGGACAACCCCGAUUUGUCUCUUCCUUACAUCCCCGAGGCCGAGACCCCCAUCACCAACAGCAACGGCGACUACGUCGGCUCAUCCCAGUGCCAGUCCAAGUUCGGUAACCCGCGUCCCCCAGUCCCCUACGGCCAACAGGUGGCAAACUCCACCAACGCCCUCUGGUUUGAGGACGGUUUCAAGGAGGUCGUUGGUUAUUUGACCGAAGGACGCUACCUCGUUGCCGAGAAGGGUGGCUCCGCGUUGACCAACUCGGGCAAGCGCAACUACGUGACCGUGACCCCAGCGACCGAGAAGCACGAGUCCAAACACCAGCGCUGGGUCAUCCACUACACCUCGGAUCCCGAGAGCGAGAUCUUCACCAUCUCCAGCGCCCUCGACGGUCGCUGGCUGGGAGCUCGUGGUGUUCUGCUGGACAGCCACCAGGCCUCGGACGCCGAGCCUGUGCGCAUCACCUUCUUGGGUAACGGUCUGGGAUACGCCGUGCAGUAUGUCAAUGGUAACCAGUACAUCGACGUAGACCGGGUCGGCCGUCUCAAGAUCGCGACCGGGAAGCGCGUGCCGGACUGGGGCUUCAAGCUUUUCAGCGUGACCUACCAUGAUUAAUGAAGUCGGCUAGCCGGACGAAAGCAGAGAUUGAUGCUAUUUCAUUUUGAGGUUGACAAAACGUCCUCUGGAGAGCGCGUUUUAUGAUGAUAGUGCCUGCAUACUUAGAGGGCGGCCUGCAUGACUUGCGAAUUCAUGACCACUGAUUUAUUUUCUCGCGUUUGAUUUGCAUGAUCAAGCUAGCUCCAGGAUACGAAUUUCAUGCACAGUUAUGCAUUACGAGAGUUGAAUACUCUGAAAUGGAGAAAGAUGAUCAUAUGACAGAUU
Molecule: messenger RNA, 2657 nt
Organism: Penicillium brasilianum
Lineage: Eukaryota; Fungi; Ascomycota; Eurotiomycetes; Eurotiales; Aspergillaceae
Source: the annotation of a GenBank genome assembly